Molecule: messenger RNA, 6474 nt
Organism: Myripristis murdjan (pinecone soldierfish)
Lineage: Eukaryota; Metazoa; Chordata; Actinopteri; Holocentriformes; Holocentridae
Gene: lnpkb
Product: lunapark, ER junction formation factor
Exons: 16
Coding region: 181-1539 (452 amino acids)
Biological process (GO): endoplasmic reticulum tubular network organization
Cellular component (GO): endoplasmic reticulum tubular network
Source: RefSeq, a predicted model, not a curated record
GAGCACUAUGGACAGAUGUCAGCUCAGGUUACUGUGCACAAACUGAAGCGCUGCCUGUUUCUUUCUGUACCUUCAUGACCGAGUGACCGGCAAGAGUGGCAGAAACACGAAAUAAUAGACUUUCUGUGCCACAGUGAACCAAAGGGAACAGAGAGGAGGCGACACCAGUGACUUGCAGAUAUGGGGGCUGUCAUAUCCCGGUGGAAGGCAAAGCCAACCACAGUUGAGCAGUUAGAGAAACUGGACAAGGAAAUCAAAGAGCUGGAGGAAUUUAGAGCGAAAAACCAGCGAAUGCUAAAGCUGUGGGUCGGCCGGUUGCUUCUCUACUCGUCAGUCAUAUACCUGCUGACCUGUCUGACUGUCUACUAUCUCUACCUACCUGAACAAUGGAGCCAGAGACUAUUCAUGUCCCUACCGUUCUUCAUAUUCCCUGUGCUGGUGUGGUUCACCAGGAAGCUGUUGAUUUUCCUGUUCUCCAAACGCACUGAAAGAAACAGUGAUAAACUAGAGGAUUUGAAAGUUGCCAAAAGAAAGAUUCUGGAUGAGGUGAUGGAGACAGAGACAUAUAAGACUGCCAAACUCAUCCUGGAACGCUUUGAUCCAGAGGCAAAGAGGAAAGCUGAACUGGAGUCGACCCCAGUGCGUCCCCAGAUGACUCCCAGGCCAGGACAAGAGAUUCGGCAGAGGGGGGUGGCAAUGAGACCCAUGCCCAUGGGCACCCCAUCUCAGGUGGCAAUGACUCCCCCACCUGGAGCACGACCCCUAGUGGAGGCAGGGGCCACACCUGUGGGUGCUGUCCCUCUGUCAGCUCCAGGAGGACCACCAGAGAGAUCUGGUCUGUCUGCCUCUGUCCAGCAGGGCGCAGUACCCAGAACUCCCUGCUCUCCUAUACCAGGUGUAGGCAUGCACCCUCCAGGCCCUCCUUUAGCAAGGCCCAUUUUGCCCAGAGAAAGAGGAGCUGUGGACCGGGUCAUAGAAUACCUGGUUGGGGAUGGACCGCAGAACAGAUAUGCACUGAUCUGCCAGCAGUGUUUUUCACAUAAUGGCAUGGCUCUGAAAGAAGAAUUUGAAUAUCUAGCUUUCCGUUGUGCUUAUUGCUACUUCCUGAACCCGGCCAGGAAGAUACGUCCUCAGGCCCCCAGGCUCCCAGAAUUUAGCUAUGAGAGGAGGCUGCGAUCAGACUCACCAUCACCGAGACCGUCACCACGUUCCAACAGAGACUCAGAGGGCAGUGCACCCCCCUCUGGAGCCAAGGCUCCGGCUCCGUGGAGUUCAGUCCACAGUUUCUCCAGUUUCCAGACCCAGCAGAAUCCAAAGAGCCCUCAGAAACACCCUCUGCAGAACUCAGAUGAAAAAGAGAUUGGGGAAGACGAUGGGCCAGGUAAAGAAGUGGAGAGCCAGUCAGAGGAGGUGCAGCAGCGGGAGGUUGAAGAACUGGUCCAUGAGGAGGAAGAGGAGAAGUUGGAAGAGGGGUCAGAGCAGAGUCACAGCGCCCCUUCUGGCACAGAAUGUCAGCCAUCACAGUUGCAGAGUGACUAGAGGAGAACCAGAGACAUCUGAUCAGUCAGUUCAAGAACAAAGUUUGGUAUUGGUCAUGAUAAACAGGCCACAUUUUAAGGCAAUUAAGAUGAUUAAGACGACAACUGUUGUGACCAACAUUAUUUUUCAGAUACUUUUCUUCCCUGUAUUUCAGUGUUUUGUUUGACUGCCCAUCUCCAUAACAUCACAAUGUUUUCAGUUAAUUGUCUUCUUACUGUGGACUUAGUUGCAAUGGAGUUUUUACUUGGUGGGUGCACUGUUUUUUUUUUUUGUUUUUUUUUUUUUAAAAGAUAAUUUUUUGAUAUUUCUUUUUUAGUCACAGUUCAGAGAGAGGUCAGAUUCGAACCCAGGAACCUGCCUUAACAAGCGAUAUGCACUCUUAGCCGAUGAGCUGCCAGGCCCCUGACGUGGGUGCACUGUUCUCGCAACAUUUAGAAAGGAACAGGAGGAUAGUGUCAACUGAAUUCAGGCAAAGAUCUAAUGAGUUUAUAGGUUCAUAAAGCUGAGGCUUUUAAAUAUUUAAGGCCUUUUGUCUAAUACAGUAUAAUUUUACCCUAAUUUGUUUGAUCUUGAGAUAAUGGGUUUAAUUAAUUGAUCAUUAAAUAGAAAAAAGGAUUGUAUUGCUUAUUGGUAAAACUGGACUUCAUCUAUGUUGCCUCAGAAUGUUGCCAGGGUGUCAUCACCUUAACUGUCUUAUUGAUUAAUUGAUUGACAGGGAAGGUCACAAAUUGUUGAUUGCAGUUUUAAUUAUAAGCUUCUGAUUCUGGACAGAACAGUUGGCUGCUGAUAAUGCCCGAUAUGUGGAUUUAGUACUGACAUGUUAAUAGUGUAUGAUUUUAACUUUUAGUAUUUAAGAAGUUGGGUACUGUAGGGAUUGUUAAUGUUAUUUAACUCUGCUUAUGAUUUUAGAUAUGUAUUCUUUGGUUCACAGAGUUUGUUUUGAGCCACAGCCAAGAACAAAUGACAAACCAAGCCUUAUAAUGAACAGUUGUUUUAUGCAAAUUUCCCUCACUCAGCCUCCUUUUUGUUUUGAUGUUAAGUUUUACUUGGUCUGGUAUGUCACAGGUAUAACAGUAGACGGUGUUACAACUGUAUAAAUACUAGGGCUGCCUCCUGAAAGUCAACAAGUGGAAUCAUUAGUCACAUACCUCCACAGGGGGACGCAGUUUUUCUAGUUGUCUUCUAGUAAGAGACAAGGACGAUGAGUCGAUUCGUCACAUUGAAAGUCAACUCUGGAAAUUGUGAGUACAGCCCUAAUAACUACAGUAUGUAAACAUGUAUAUUGUUAUAUUGGACAGUCUUUCUCAAACUGUGGUUAUGGACCCAAAAUGGGUCACUAGUUUGUUUCUGAUGGGCCAUGCAAAUGAGACUGGGUUGGGGCAUGAGGCACAGUUUUUAGACUCACAAAAUUUAGCAUUUGGAUCCCUGAGACAACCCUGUCUCCUUAAAAAUUACAUUCCCGUUCAACAAAACUGCAUUCUCAGUUACAUUUUUAGGGAAAUGUGUUUUGUCGAGGAGUAUGUUUGUUUGUCACAUAUCACAAAAAUGUUUGUAAUGGUAACAGUGUUUGAUUUUAACUAAAGUUAUGUUACAUCAACCACAUCGUUUUUGGUGCCUAACCCUGACCACGUGGCACUGACACGCUGUAAAAGCCAGAAAGCCCGGUGUGUCUCAUAUGAGAAUGCAGUUUCGCUCUAUAGGAACCAGAUAGGUUGAUUAGAAAAGCAUUAGUGAUACAUCAGAUACAAACAUAAUCUGCAACAAAAUACUUGUCCCUCUUAAAGUAGUUUAGAUUGCAGUUAAAUUGUAUGGGAGUGUAAUUUUUCAGGAGACUAUAUUGCCUGGGAAAGCAUGAGAUAUUUUUAUGUUAAUCUUAAUCUCAUGCUCUUGAGACAGAACUUGUCCGUUCUCCAGAACCAACCUUACCGAAACAUGUUUGUCGUAUGGAUUCCUGUUAUCAGUCGGUUAUCAAAUUACUGUUUUUUCCCCCUUUUUGUGUCAAACAAAAUGUGCAAUUUUAAAUUGAAUAUUUAAUUGCUUUGCUCUCCAUACCCCCACGGUCUGCUGUGAGAGUGAAUGCAAGGUGUAGUGACGCCACCAUAAAUGAGCCUUAAAGCUGUAGCACAUAACGACAAAGCAGGUCAGCCAAUUUUUUCAUGGAAUCUAGCCACAAUUCCAUUUUGUUUUCGGUCUUCUUUUUGCGUUGCCAUUUUCGCUGUCCUGCAGAGCUUUAACAGUGAAAGUGCUCCUUUUGCUGGCGAGAACUGAAUAUGGAGAGUUAAACAAUUAAAUACUGAAUUAAAAAGUGUCUAUUUCAAAUGUAGAUGGCCUGCUGGUGGUAUCAGAGACAAAGUAAUGGGGUCUGCAAUCCACUAAAUAGAUUUUGAGAUAUGGCACUCUAUAUCUAACCGCUGUAUGACGUACAAGUUCCCACUUCCUAGUGGGGCAAAGGUUGCACAUUUUGUUCCAUUAAAGAGGGAGCAGAAAAAAAGGGAAUCAAUAAGGCGCCCAUGUUUUGCUGGAAUAGGCUCCACAAUGGAAGCAAGUCCUGCUUUCCAGUUGUUUUGUUUAUUUAUAUGUACAUUAUUCAGAGGUUGAUUAUAUGGUUGCAUAUAAAGAGCUUAACCCCAGACAGUGCUGUAGCUGGGAUGUGAGCUGUUAUCCAAAAUACUGUGUGCAUGUAAACACAGUAACUUUCCUCCUUUCUAGUUGCACUCCAAUCUGCCUAGAGCAGAAUUAAUGUAGAUAUAGACCAAAAUCGAGGAACAGAUGGGUGUAUAGACCAAGACUUAGCCAUGAUCAAGAGAAGUCAUCAAUAGGGGGGAGCAGGAUAAAAAGUAACCUGAGAAAUCAAGGAACCAGCUGCUGGAAGUCUAUUUACUGGUGCAUGAUGACCACAUUUGCCAUCAGUUAUACUUUGUUAGAGUGGAAAGUUGGCAGCUCUGUCAACAUCAGAAUAGUGGUUGUUCAAAAUGGCCUCUUACACAUGGGAGCUUAUAAGCCCAAUUUCUGGCCUAUAAACAAUUGGCUGAAACAUCUGAAAUAUUAAAUAAAAAAAAACAAAAAACAAAAAAAAAACAGACAAUAUUCUGUAUUGAAAUAUAUGCCACUAUUGAUUAUCAGUAUUGUGCAGCCAUAUUAUAUGCUUGCCCACCACUAUGAAAACCACUGACAGUGAAUCAGCUCAAAUUGGCUGUUGGACAGUAACAUGGCAAUGUGUCCGUUAGUGAUCUGAACACAGAGGUGCACUUAUUUGUUUAUCAUUACUCUGCAUCUCUUGUAGGUAUGGUAUCACUUUCAUCUUCAGUACAGAUUUACACUACAUGUUAAAUUGCUGAUGAAUAGGAAAAAGUAUUUUAUUGCCACACACUGUUACUUUUGUCCCUGCUCUCCCCUUUGUCUGACUGGACAGAAGGAGCACUUGACUCAUUCGGUCAUGACAAUCAGAGUUUAAAGUGGGUUCUUGAUCUGUUCGUUUUCUUAACCAUGUUUUUGUCACAGUAUGGGAAAAAAUGAAAUGGUAUAAAAUUGUUGUCUUGGCUUUAUAAACAUCUUUCGUUGAAACCAAUAGGCACUGACUUGUAGCAUGCAGAGGAAACUUUCUCAUCACAAUGUGACAAAUGCCGGGUGAAGAGUGAGAACAGAUGAGAGCUCAAACCGCCAAUGUUAUCUCCUCAUCUGAUUAUUGCCAAUCCCAGUCCCAGAUAGGAAUGUUAAUUGCCAAGUUUACUGAAGUUUAAUCUGUACUUCCUGACUUCAUUUGCACUGAGUUUGGGUUUGUAUUUAUUUGGCUAGCCUGCAUUUUAAAUUGUUGUUAAAAUGUUGCCAUGCUGCUUGAUUUUAAACAUUUAGACAGGUAUUCUGAAAUUGCCAAGGUACAGCUGCAGCUAUUUAAACAUAUGGUUUGGUUUCUGUGUGCCGCAUGGUCAGAUACAUAUCGCUGGGAAGAUCAGUCAAAAAAGGUGAUGGACACCAUGACCUUGGCAGUUUUGCUAUUGUAGCUGGGUUUCCUAGAACCUCAUUAGCAUUUUGAGGCAUUACAUAUUAGUAUGAUUUUAGACAUUUUAAUGUAUUAAUUUCUUCAUGUGUGCAGGUACAGUAGGUACUUGUUCUGUUGCUGUUUUCCUGUGUGCCUUGGCUGCUGUUAUUCAUGUGAUCACAGUGUGAAAAGAGCAAGGCAGUGACAUCAGAUUGAGGAAUUUAUAAUAAAUAAUAAUUGCCCAUCUCUUGUAGAUGGACUGACACAUCAGUUGUAUUUACCUUGCCAUGUUUGGCCACCACUGCUCUCAAGUCAUUAAAAUGUUAACAUCUCAACUUGGUGGCAUGAAGAGACUGGAAUCAAUGCUGUGCCCAGUAAGCUCCUGAAUUUACAUCUAAUAAGUUGUCGAUUACCCUUCAUUACAUUAAAGCAUUCUGGAAACUAUGAAAGAAGAGGCACAUGGUAAAGUUUGAUUUUUAUUUAGGUUAAAUACAAAGACUCCACCACUUGCCCACAGGUUAAAGGUAUCACUUAACGUCAUAAAUUUUGCCCAUUUAUUUUUCCUCACUGGAAAGUUUUGUUAAAAUGUUGAUCACACACAGUGCUUGCUAGCUGCAGGAUCGCUCUUGAACCUGUGUUUACCAGUAUGAAUGAUCAGAUCGCUGGAGGACAAAAAGUGAAGCCCCCCAACCCCCAUUAAGCCCAGGAGUGAUGAAAAAACGGGGUGAAUGUUCAAAAUGUGAAGCUGUCACCUUCAUGCUUGAACCUCACCAGAGUCUCUGCAGAUUGUCUCACACUGCCACAUGUGCUGCCUCUUUAUUUUUUUAUUGGUAGCUUGAUUUCUUUGCUCUGCUGAAUUUAUUAGGUAUUAGUCUAUACUUGUCUGCCAAUGCUGGUUGUCAUGAGUUUGUAUGGCACACCUAAUAAAGUUUUCAACAGCAAAAGAAGCAAGCUGA